Molecule: messenger RNA, 2262 nt
Organism: Melospiza georgiana
Lineage: Eukaryota; Metazoa; Chordata; Aves; Passeriformes; Passerellidae
Exons: 4
Coding region: 1-1416 (471 amino acids)
Biological process (GO): regulation of DNA-templated transcription
Source: RefSeq, a predicted model, not a curated record
AUGGCCUUCGAGGACGUGGCGGUGUUGCUGAGCCGGGCCGAGUGGGACGCGCUCACGGCGGAGCAGCGGGAGCUGUACCGGGACGUCCUGUCUGACACCUACGAGCUGCUGACCUCCCUGGGUUAUCCAGGCCCCAAGCCUGACGUCCUGCACCGGCUGGAGCGCGGGGAAGAGCCGUGGAUCUCCUCAUCCCCAGGACACACCGAGAGCUGGCUGGAGGAGCUUUCCUCUGACUGGUGGCCCAGAUCCAGUGGGUACCAGGGUCUGGAGACCUCGUGUCCAGGAUGGAGCACGUUGUGGUGUCUCCAGGACAGGAACUUCCAGAAGUUUGGCUGUCACAAUGGAAGGAGCCAAGCCCCGUCGGAAGCAGACAGUGGAGUGGGGAGCCAAACCCAGCCAUGGCCUGUGAAGGAGGAAGUGGAGGAUAAACCUGAACCCAUGGAAGACAUAGCUUACAGUGAGAUAUUCCCGCUUCAUUCCAUGAUGGAACAGCAGAGCCUGCAUCCUUGGGAACAGCUGUGGGAUGGCCCAGGGCAGAGGAGUCACGGGAAUGCCCAAAACCACGGACACACCUUGGGAGAGGCGAUGCUUCUCCCGGGGACCCGGGGGCUGCGGGUGGAGGAGCUGCGGGCGGCGGCGGCGAAGGACCACGGCUACUGCCUGCGGAGCGAGCCGGGCACGCCCUGCGCCCCGCAGCCCUGCUCCCUGUGGGAACACAACUACUGCCAGCAGCUCCAGGCCGGGGAGAGCCGCGAGGCCGAGGGGAGCCGCGAGGGCCGGAGGAGAAGCAAGGCCGGGAGGAACCGCAGGGCUGGGAGGAGCCGCAGGGCCGGGAGGAACCGCGAGGUCAGCUCCCUGCGGGCCGUGCGGCGCCUGCUGGCAUGCCGGCAGUGCCGCGGGCGCAGGACGUUCCGCAGAGCCAGGGAGAUCCUGCGGCGCUACCAGCCCUACUGGAGGCUGGGCUUUCCGUGGAGAGACCGCUCCAGCUCUGGCGGUGACGCCGCGCAGGGGACGAAUCCCGAGGUUUGUCCCCCGACGGAUGCGGCCGCGCCGCGCCAGCUCCAGAGCGCCGGGAAUGCCGAGGGGGUGACGUUGGACACGCAGCGUGCCCCGGAGGGGAGUUUGGGAACUGGAGGGUCACCCCCUGCCCUAAGCCUGGAUGCAGGGGUGGAGAAUGGAGCGAAGCCUCUGGAGCAUCCCGAUGCCACGCAGGAGCUCGAAGGAUGCACAGAAGGCCAGAAAAUGCAGGAGCUGUCGCUCCAGGAUGUGUUCCGGAACGUUCUGAAAGCAGUCAGGUACAUACUGGACUCCAUAUGCGAGAAGUUGGAGCUCCAGGGGGUCCCCAAAGGGAAGAGCAUCUGGCCCAUCAUCAUCCAGAUUGACAACUUGACAGAGAAGAAGAAGAAGAAGCUCUGACUCCCGGGGGGGAACUGGGAUUGGAUUCACUGAGGCACAGUGCUCAAUCCCCCCAAGUUCCGGGGGGUUCAGGAGGGGAGGUGUGGCAGAGGUGGAUUGGAGGAGGGGAAACUGGGAGUGUGGGGCCUGCCUUGAACUGGGAUUGACUGAGAGGCUUUGGAGAAAAGCAGUGGGAAAGGGGAGGGUUUGUGUGGCUCAAAGGAGGAAAGAAGAAAAGUGAGCAUUGCAUCCUGAAAUCCUGGAAUGGCUUGGGUUGGAAGGGAUGUUAAAUCCAUCUCUAAAAACCAGCCAGGGGUUGGGCUGUGCUCCUGUCACUGAAACGAUGGGAAAAACAAAAACCCUCAAAUAACGUUUUUGGUGUUAGGAAAGGCACUGCCUUAUUUCUGGCUGGGAUGUGCAACAGAAAUUAUUUCACCCACACGUGGCCUGGGUGUGCAGAGAAAAUCAUCUCAUGGCAGGUGAAUUUUACUCGUUUUUUCCCAAACUAUAUCCAGUCCAAAACCCACAGAAAUCCAUUGGUUCAAUGCUCAUUGGUUCCAUAUUGCAGAGUUCUCAGAAUUUGGUUUCUUAUUGGACCGGGAUUUUUUUGCCUCUGAUGUCUAUUGGGCCCUGACAAAUCUCUUUAUCAGCCUUUUCCAGCUCCAGGGGUCUGGGGUAGAUGUUCCUCGAUGUUUGCUGAUGGUUGUCAUCUUUUUGGGCCUCUUUUGGGCUAUUCCCAGUUUGUUGAGAUGUUACGUUUAUCAGGCCUCACAGAGGGGAACAAUACCCUCAAAAAAUAUUCCUCUAAUUCCCUUCUCAAAGGCAAACUGAGCCUGACUAGAGAAAUAAAAAGAAUUUUAAACAUUG